GUGAAAGCAAACCCGGGCCCUAUCAGCGGGGGGAUGGCUCCUAUCUACGGUGCCGCAGGGAAGAUGCCGGACAGAGGCACGGUGAGGGAGCUUCUUGUGGAGUUCAUGGACAGCUCUUGCUAAAACUGAUUAUGGCUUGUGAAUAACAGUCGCAUUGUUGUGAUUUGUUUGUUGCCUUGGCAACACAAAGUUACUUACCAUUGGAAAGGGGAAAUAGGCAGUGAGGCGUUACACCGUAUGUAUACAAGAUCACAAGAACUGAGUGAGCAUAGCUGUGCAAUGGAGUGUCUGUAUGAUUGUACAUCAAUAUCAGAGCAUGCCUAUGCAAAUGCAAUGUACAAUGCACCCACCAGACUUACACAUGUAUCUUUUUCCAAUAAAACAUUGUCACAUUUCAGGUGUAUUUUUUAAAAAUAAAUCAUUUCAGGUGUAUUUAUAAUGGCACCUGACAGAAGAAGAGACAGAAUCUUUAUAAUGGCACCUGCUCGUAAACGCAUGAUAGAAGGCACACUCCUGUACUCCCUCAGUCCCAAAAUAAAUGUAAUUCUAGAGUUCAAAAUUUGUCUCACAAAAUUUUUUAACUUUGACCCACCUAGCACAUAAGACAAGCAAAUUUCCAGAAGAUUCUCACAUAAGACAACUAACACCUCUUUCACUUAUCACAAAAGACAAAGGGUAUUUUUGUAAUUUCACACUAUGCUUUGGUUUUCGUGUCCAGUCUUAUAAUUGCAUUUAUUUUGGAACGGAUGAAGUAUGAUGCUAGUGUGGCAUACAGCCCACACAUGUGUGUGUUCUUCUUUGCAUUAACAUUAAUGAAAAUAAAAGUAUGAGAAGAAUUAAGAGGCAAUUUUUGUUUCUGAUUCGUGCAUUGAGAAUUGAUCACGAGUUUUGAUAUUAAUCCGGCACCAUUUACGCGGCAAUUUGGGGAUGAAAAAGAUCGGCCAAGAGGAGUACGUUUUCGUGAGGCUAAUAGUACGUCUAUGCUUCAAACAAACGUGUUCAGAAAAGGUGCUCGCAGCAUAAAAAGACCGCGCACUUUCAGGAUUUGAACCAACGAACUUCCCCCUGCCGGUGAGGGACGGUUUCCUGCUCCGUCCGGCACGGUGGUUGGUGAGAUCGGCAUCAGGCGGGCGCCGCCGGAGUACAACAGAGGAAGGGCGGUGGCAGCAACUGGGGCGGGGCGGCCCGGGCGGGGCUGAGCCGCUGAGGAGGUGACGCGGAUUACCUAUGCCGCCAUGCGCCUAUUCAAGCCAUACGCCGCCGCCGCCGGCAGCGUCGCCUCGCGCUUCGCCGGCGCCUCCACGCCGCUGGACGCGCGCAUGGUCAAGGCGGUCCUCGACCCACUCGCCUGCCGCCUCAACCUCGAGUUCAACUCGCUCAUCUCCUCCGGCCGCGACGACAGAGCCCGCAAGGUGUUCGACAAGAUGCCCGAGAAGACCGUCCAAUCCCUCAACCGCAUGCUUUGGGCGUACUUCAGGUCCGGCGACCUCGCCGCCGCCGAGGACCUGUUUGGUGCGUCGACCUGCCGCAACGCCGUCACCUGGACCAUCAUGAUGGACGUGGCCACCGCGGGCGGGCGUGGCUCCAAUGCCGUGUCGGUCUUCCGCGACAUGCUCAGGGAGGGCGAUGCGCCUGACCAUGUUGCCGUCUCCACCGUGCUCAAGGUGCCUGGAUGCGAUGUCGCGUCGCUCCAUCCCUUGGUCACCAAGCUCGGCCUUGGCACCAGCCUCAUUGUCUGUAACACGCUGAUCGAUGCGUACUGCAAGCAAGGCUUCGUUGCUGCUGGCUGGGGAGUCUUCCUGGAGAUGCCAGAGAGGGACACGGUCUCGUACAAUGCCAUGAUGAUGGGGUGCUCCAAGGAGGGGCUGUACAGGGAGGCACUUGGGCUAUUUGCGGGGAUGCGACGUGAAGGCAUUGACACCUGCCAGUUCACGUUCUCGAGUAUGCUGACUGUGGCAACAGGUAUGGUUGAUCUCCACCUUGGACGUCAGAUUCACGGUCUUGUUGUGAGAGCCGGCUCAGCACAUGAUGUCUUUGUCAACAACUCAUUGCUUGAUUUCUACUCGAAAUGCGAUUGCCUUGGUGAUCUGAAGCAGCUGUUUCGUGAGAUGCCAGAUCGGGACAAUGUUUCGUACAAUAUGAUGAUCUCAGCCUAUGCUUGGAACCAAUGUGCCGACAAGGUUUUGCAGUUAUUCAGGGAGAUGCAGGAAAUUGGAUUUGACAGGCGGGGCUUACCAUAUGCUAGCUUACUGAGUGUAGCUGGGUCACUGCCUGACAUUGAGAUUGGGAAACAAAUACAUGCUCAAUUGGUACUUCGUGGCCUUGCUUUGGACAAUCUUGUAGGGAAUGCCCUGAUUGACAUGUACUCAAAAUGCGGUAUGCUGGAUACAGCAAAGACUAUUUUUGCAAACAAAAGUGAAAAAACUGCCAUCUCGUGGACCGCAUUGCUAACCGGUUGUGUCCAGAAUGGUCAGCAUGAGGAAGCACUGCAAUUAUUCUGUGACAUGAGAAGAAUUGGUCUAAGGCCUGAUAGGGCAACUUGUUCUAGCAUUAUGAAGGCUUCCUCAAGCCUGGCAAUGAUUGGGCUAGGAAGGCAGCUGCAUUCUUACCUCACAAAAUCUGGCCACAUGUCCAGUGUGUUCUCAGGUAGUGCCCUUCUCGACAUGUACGCAAAAUGUGGCUGUUUGGAUGAAGCCAUCAGGACAUUUGAUGAGAUGCCUGAGAAGAAUUCCAUCACAUGGAACGCUGUUAUUUCAGCCUACGCACACUAUGGACAGGCAAAGAAUGCCAUCAGGAUGUUUGAAAGCAUGCUCCACUGUGGUCUUUAUCCAGAUUCAGUCACCUUCUUGAGUGUGCUAGCAGCCUGUGGUCACAAUGGUCUUGCGGAAGAAUGCAUGAAAUACUUCGACCUUAUGAAAUAUUCCUAUAGCAUGUCACCCAGGGUGGAACACUAUUCUUGUGUUAUUGAUACCUUGGGUCGUGCAGGCUAUUUUGAUAAAGUUCAGAAAGUGUUGGAUGAGAUGCCAUUUGAGGCUGGUCCAAUAAUAUGGAGCUCCAUUCUUCACUCAUGCAGGAUCCAUGGAAACAAAGGUUUAGCUAAAAUGGCUGCCGAAAAAUUGUUCAUUAUGACGCCCACAGAUGCGACACCCUAUGUUAUACUGUCCAACAUAUAUGCUAAAGCUGGUCAUUGGGAGGAUGCUGCACGUGUGAAAAAGAUUAUGAGAGAUAGAGGAGUUAGGAAAGAUUCGGGUAACAGUUGGGUUGAAAUCAAUCAAAAGAUCUACAGCUUUUCUUCAAAUGAUCAAACCAACCCAAUGAUAGCUGAGAUGAAAGAAGAGCUUGAGAGGUUGUACAAAGAGAUGGAUAAACUAGGCUAUAAGCCCGACACUAGCUGUGCCUUACAUCUGGUGGAUGAUGAGCUAAAGCUGGAGUCGUUGAAAUACCACAGCGAGAGAUUAGCCAUUGCGUUUGCACUGAUUAACACCCCACCUGGGACACCAAUUAGGGUUAUGAAAAAUCUUAGUGCCUGCCAAGACUGCCAUGCCGCCAUCAAGAUGAUAACUCAAAUUGUGAACAGAGACAUUAUUGUAAGAGACUCACGCAGAUUUCACCAUUUCAAGGAUGGUGUUUGCUCUUGUGGAGACUAUUGGUAGGAAUUCGGCGUGCUGCGUAGUUUGAUCAAACUAAUAAAAAUGCAUACUGAAUACGCUGAAGCUCAAGCAAAGAUUUACAGGAGCACAUGUGUCAGAGCUGAAGACAUCCCUGAAUGCGAAAAUUGAGGCAUGACUGCAUUGGCGUUCGGCCUAGUUGUGAUUGACAUAAUCAAAAGGUUGUUAUCUGUAUUCGGCCUGGAUACCUAGCAGGUUAGUUCCUUCAAUUUUGUUGAUACACUUUCAUCUGUGACUGAUAUUGUCUUGAAAUCUUUGAUGUCAGAAACCUCAAUUUAAACACUUGCGCUAGAAGCACGAGUAGCUUGUAACUUGUAACACAAUAGCAUGUGUUGUAAGUAAAAUGUGUACUAUAGUGGAAAGGCAAAUUGGCCAGGAAGGAAUGCGGCCACGUACUAAUUAGUGGUGCAACAAACCACUAAAUAGCAAAAUCUCAAUUUUUCCCCACGAGAUAUUGAGCAUUGCUUAUCACAUUGUCUGAUCAACAUCAACAACAUCAACAAAGCCUUUUAAUCCCAAACAAGUUGGGGUAGGCUAGAGUUGAAACCUAACAAAGACCAUUAUUUAUGGUUCUGGCACGUGAAUCGUGGCUUUCCAAACACUCCUAUCCAAGGACAAAUCUCUAGGUAUACUCCAGUCUUUCAAGUCUCUUCUAAUUGUUUCUUCCCAUGUCAACUUCGGCCGGCCCCUGCCUCUCCUCAUAUUACCGUCGUGCUUUAGGAUACCACUAUGCACUGGUGCCUCUGGCGGUCUCCGUUGGACAUGUCCAAACCAUCUCAGCCGGUGUUGGAUAAGAUUUUCUUCAAUUGGUGCUAUCCCUAGCCUAUCCCGUAUAUCAUCAUUUCGAACUCGAUCCAUCCUUGUAUGCCCACAAAUCUAACGCAACAUGCGUAUUUCUGCAACACUUAAUUGUUGGACGUACCGCCUUUUUGUAGACCAACAUUCCGCACCAUACAACAUUGCCAGUCUAAUCGCCAUUCUAUAAAACUUGCCUUUUAACUUCUGAGGUACCUUCAUGUCACAAAGGACGCCAGAUGCUUGGCGCCACUUCAUCCAUCCUGCUUUGAUUCUAUGACUAACAUCCUCAUCAAUAUCUCCAUCUCUCUGUAGCAUCGAUCCCAAAUAUCGAAAGGUAUCCCUCUUGGGCACUACUUGGCCUUCCAAACUAACAUCUCUCUCCUCAUGAGUGGCGCCGAAGUCACACCUCAUAUACUCAGUUUUAGUCCUGCUAAGUCUAAAACCUUUGGACUCUAGCGUUUGCCGCCACAACUCCAGCUUCCUAUUCACUCCGCACGGCUUUCAUCAACUAACACGACAUCAUCAGCGAAAAGCAUACACCAAGGAAUAUCACCUUGUAUGUCUCUUAUGACCUCAUCUAUCAACAACAACAACAACAACAACAUAGUCUUUUUUCCCAAGCAAGUUGGGGUAGGCUUGACCUCAUCCAUCACUAGGGCAAAAAGAUACGGGCUCAAAGCUGAUCCUUGAUGUAGUCCUAUCUUAAUCGGAAAGUCAUCUGUGUCACCAUCACUUGUUCGGACCCUAGUCAUUACAUUAUUGUACAUGUCCUUAAUGAGGGCCACAUACUUUGUUGGGACUUUAUGCCUAUCCAAAGCCCACCACAUCACAUUCCGUGGUAUCUUGUCAUAAGCCUUCUCCAAGUCAAUGAAAACCAUGUGUAGGUCCUUCUUCCGCUCUCUAUACCGCUCCAUGACAUGUCUUAUUAGGAAAAUUGUUUCUAUGGUUGACCUUCCAGGCAUGAAACCAAACUGGUUCAUAGUGACCCGCGUCAUCCCUCUCAAACGAUGCUCAAUAACUCUCUCCCAUAGCUUCAUAGUAUGGCUCAUCAACUUAAUUCCCCGGUAGUUGGUGCAGCUUUGAAUAUCCCCUUUGUUCUUUUAGAUCGGCACCAAUAUACUCCUCCACUCUUCAGGCAUCUUGUUCGACCGAAAAAUACGGUUGAAAUUUUUUUGUUAAGCCAAACUAUAGCUAUAUCACCUAAGCACCUCUACACCUCGACUGGAAUACCAUCAGGGUCUGUCGCCUUACCUCCUUUCAUCCUUUUCAACGCCUCUUUGACCUCAGAUUCUCGAAUCCUCCUCACAAAGCGCCUGUUGGUGUCAUCAAAAGAGUCGUCCAGCUGAAAAGUUGUCUGAUAUAGAGAGAAUUAGAUGGUUAGCCAAGUAACCAACUGAGAUAUGGUUCUUUGUGGUGGAACCUGCUUACCUAGAAUUACAUUGGUACUUGCAUUUCCGAUAAAUAUUAGGGAAACAUACCAGCUACCAACAGUGAGAUGCCUCGUCAAUCUCAAAAUCUACCGACCAAUCUCUUAAAAAUAUUCAUAGAGGUAGGAUGUGCAUGUGUGCGUGCAUGUAUUUAUGAACAGUGUUCAAAAAAAAGAAAAGGAAAAAAAUAAGAUGGUUUAACUUAUCAGAUAUUGACUGGUGGAGAUGUAUAAAUUAUGAUGCACCAGCACCACCAGUGUAAAACUGCGUGUUUUAAAACUGAAAGAAAAAGAAUCUGUGGUGCUGAUCUGAAAAUAAAAAUAAAUCUGUGCAUAGUUCGGAGGUAUGGGCACUAAUCUGAAAAACCCUUGGAGGCGUGGACUGGACUGCAGCGAAUUUGGCGAGGCAGCGGCUGAACCAAUGGUGCAGAGACGGCCGCGCUCACCCAGUUGAGGCUGAGGGAGACUGCUUGGCUGAUGGCUGCAGUUGGCCUGACCAAGCGGUCUGAAAUGGAGCACGUCAGUCACGCACGCAAAAAUUACAGUGUGCUGGCCGUGGCCUCGGAUUUUUUCUUGCGACGAAGGAUGGAAGGGAAGGGAAGAAAGGAAAUGCGCGGCCAGGACAUCUGCUCUGAAUCUCCGAUCAGCAGAUAAAAUCAGCACGAUCGCGACGAGCGAAGAUUUUUUUCCUUUCUUCCCAAAAUUGUUUUUUUUUUCUGGUACUACUAGUUGCAUUGCGGAGCAGUAAAUCAGCACAAGUUACCUGCUGGGCUUGGUUAAUUCGGCUCUUGGCCGCCCGUACGUCUCCGCCCGCCGUCUUUCUCAUCCUCCGCGGGCGGUGGCUGCGAGCGCGUGCGUGCCUUACCUUGCCUUGCUCUCGAUUCAUGGGCAUGGCGGCUUCGCCGGCUUGUGCUCCGGGCCUCAUCUCCGGCCCCACGCUCCCUCCCCAGCCCGUUGCCUUCCGCUGCUGCUGGGCCCCAAAGCCUUCCUCGUCGUCGUCCACCUCCAGGCGCCCGCGGGGCAGGCGCGUACUCGUGCUUGCAGCUGCCUCCGCCCGCGCCUCCCCUGCGGCCGCUCGGGGCCUCGACGCCGACGACUUCCGCCACCCGCUCGACAAGCAGAACACUUUGCUGCUAAGAGCGAUCCCCGGCCUUAACGACGUGGGCAAGGCUUUGCUAGGGCCAGUCUCUGAGCAAGUUAUGGUCCUCCAGAACAUCGGGUCGUCUGUUCUUGUCUCUCCAAACCAGGUCUGCCAGGCAAACUAGUCAUCUCUCAGAUAGGCUGUUUCAUUUUUUUUUCACCAAUCUGUUCGGAGUGAAAUUCUUACACAGUUGAGAGUACACUAGAUUGACUGACAUCAGUACCAUUGAAGAAUAAUAUUUGUACUGUUUCCUGAGCUAGCAAGUUGUUGGUUUCACCAGGCUACUGUAAUGCAAGACACUGAUUAUGUGUUUACUCUUCACAGCUGCCAGAUCUUCACCAGCUCCUGGAAGAGGCUGCCAAACUCUUGAACACAGAAGCUCCUGACUUGUACAUAAGGCAGAAUCCUGUUCCUAAUGCUUACACCUUAGCAAUCAAUGGCAAAAAGCCAUUUAUAGUUGUCCAUACGAGCCUCGUGGAGCUUCUUACUAGAAAAGAAUUGCAGGCUGUUUUGGCUCAUGAGUUGGGUCACCUAAAGUGCGAUCAUGGCGUGUGGCUUACCUUUGCCAACAUACUAACGAUGGGAGCAUAUACUGUCCCUGGUUUUGGCAUGGUUGCUGGCUUCAUGGAAGAGCAGCUGUACAGAUGGCUGCGAGCUGCAGAGCUGACUUGCGACAGAGCAGCUCUUCUUGUGGUGCAAGACCCAAAAGUUGUCAUCUCUGUUCUGAUGAAACUGGCCGGAGGAUGCCCAUCUCUUGCUGAUCAACUAAAUGUGGAUGCCUUCUUGGAGCAAGCUCGUUCGUAUGACAAAGCUGCAUCGAACCCAGUUGGGUGGUACAUCCGGAAUGCUCAAACCAGAGAGCUUUCACACCCUUUGCCUGUGAUGCGAGCUCGUGAGAUCGAUGAGUGGUCAAGGAGUCAGGAGUAUAAGACCCUAAUGCAAAAAUGGCUUCAGAUGGGGCUAAACAGAGUAUAGCUAAUGUGAGACAUGAAAAAAGGACUAUGAAACGGAAUGUUUGGAUUGGAGAAAGCUGGUGCUGCCGAAUAACAUACACAAACAUGGACAUAUACUGUAUAUAUUUGCGCUUGAAAUUAGUUUUCUUGUAUAUGAUCUCUUUUUCUUUCCUUCUGUGACUGGUGCACUCUUGUAAUUAGAACUAGAGUUAAUAAAAGUUCAUGGAAUUA
Messenger RNA from Panicum virgatum (switchgrass), 8217 nucleotides. Its product is annotated as putative pentatricopeptide repeat-containing protein At2g01510. The record is from RefSeq and is a predicted model, not a curated record. The transcript has 9 exons. The coding region runs from base 1236 to 3653 and encodes 805 amino acids. Gene Ontology annotation, biological process: RNA modification. Gene Ontology annotation, molecular function: protein binding; zinc ion binding; RNA binding. NCBI's taxonomy places the organism in Eukaryota, Viridiplantae, Streptophyta, Magnoliopsida, Poales, Poaceae.